This is a messenger RNA of Alosa alosa (allis shad), 1800 nucleotides long. It is a transcript of the gene saal1, whose product is annotated as serum amyloid A-like 1. The coding region runs from base 97 to 1545 and encodes 482 amino acids. NCBI's taxonomy places the organism in Eukaryota, Metazoa, Chordata, Actinopteri, Clupeiformes, Clupeidae. The transcript is spliced from 12 exons. The record is from RefSeq and is a predicted model, not a curated record.
ACCGUCAGACGGACGGUUAUGACUGGAGUAGUCUUCUGCUUUGGCUGCCUGUAGCCAACGCUCUCGGCUUAUGCGCGCUAUUAGAGAAACACCAAUAUGUCAGAUUCUUCUUCCGAGGAAUACAGCAACUCGCCGGUGAUGGACCGAAACCCUUCGCCUCCUCCUGAAAACGAGGAAACAGAGCCUACAGAUGAAGUGGACGCCAUCGGAGCAACGGUGUACAGUAAACACUGGCUCUUCAGCACGCUGACCCGACUCAUACAGGCUAUAACAGAGCAGAACUCAGGAAAUGGUGAAGGCCUGAGUGAGCUGUCAAAUGAGCAAGAAGAUGAGCUGUGUAAAGUCUGGGACAUGGCCAUGGAUCAGGAUGUUGCUGGAUUCCUCCAGGAGUUUAAAGCUGCUGAAAUCCUGUUGGGAGUGAUUGCUAAAUCUCGAUGUCCACGGCUCACCGAGAUAUGUGUGGGCAUUCUUGGUAAUAUGGCCUGUUUCCAUGACACCUGUUUGGAUCUCAGUCAGAAUGAAGAUCUAGGAGCAGUACUUUUGCUUCUCCUUGGAGAUACAGACCCCCCUACUUUGUUGGAGACCUGCAGGCUUCUGCUGACCUGCAUGUCCCAGGCCGACGUGUCCUCCCUGUGGCUGGAGAGGAUCAGCCAGCAGCCCUCCGUCUCCCCCAGCCUCUGCUUCAUCAUGAGCAGCUCCACCAGUGUGGAUCUCCUGGUAAAGGUGGGGGAGCUGGUGGAUAAGCUCUUUGAUGAGGACGAGGAGCUGAUGAAGAGCUGGGUGUCCAGCGGCGGUUGUCUUGGCGAUAAAAAUGAGGGCGACUGUAAUGGGGAUGAGCCUCGGCCAGACGUAACAACCUCUCUGCUGGAGGCUGCCAAGCAGCUUAGGUCCGAGAGCUCUGAGGGCCUGGAGGUCUACCUGCAUGCCAUUCAGCUCCUCACCACCGUACAUGUUGGCAUACAGGCCAUGGUGUGUGAGGAUGGCCCUGGCGGUGCCGUGUGGGCGUUCCUGUGUGCGGUGGUAUGUGAAGACCUGUGCCAACCGGAUGACCCCGCCCUCAGCCUGCAGGAGCAGAAGGGUCUGUUAGGUCCCGCCUUGGCCGUGCUCUCCGCCCUCUACGCAUGCCAGGGCCAGCACUUCACAGCAGACAUCAAUAUGAAUUUGGUGGGUAGUGCUCUGCGUGUGUUGCAAUACCAUCGAGAGAACCAGCUGAACCGCGGGCAGGAAGGGCACUCAGGCCCUGACCACCAACAGAGUCAGGAGGAAGAGGUGGGCCGUGGAGAGGAGGAUGAACAGCUGACAGCCUUGGUGGAGUGUACAUGUGAACUACUAGCCAGCAUCCUUGUUGUCAUGUCCAGGGAUGAAGUAUCAGAGUUAAUAAAGAACCGAUUGCUAACUGAAAAAAACUGCUUGUCUGCAACCAAAGCCCUCCUCCCACAACACACUGCUGCGGUGCAGCACCUUGUGGGGGUCCUGUCAGAUGUGGAGCCCAAACUGGCAGACUCUGUGAGAAAGGAGGUCCCCUCUUUGAAAGCCCAGAGUUAAGGUCUACACCAGGCCUGUCCAAGAUGACACACACACACAUACACAUACACACACUCACAAACACAUCAUAUGUCCUGUAUACUUUUUUUUUUGUCCCAUUGAUUCAUGAACUUACUCAUUCAUGGACUGCAUUGAACUGGCCUGCAAGUCAGCAUCUAUGGACUAGAUUUCACACAUCCCUGAUUGUCUCUGAAUUUGUAUUUUUUGUAGAAGACAAAAAUAUUUGUUUAAAUAAAAAUAUUUUCCUUUUUGUAA